Lottia gigantea (owl limpet) is the source of this 2754-nucleotide messenger RNA. RefSeq lists its product as hypothetical. Gene Ontology annotation, molecular function: protein binding. The record is from RefSeq and is a predicted model, not a curated record. The coding region runs from base 57 to 710 and encodes 217 amino acids. Gene Ontology annotation, biological process: signal transduction. The transcript is spliced from 7 exons. NCBI's taxonomy places the organism in Eukaryota, Metazoa, Mollusca, Gastropoda, Lottiidae.
AGUAAAAGUUCAUCAUUAUUUUAUUGCGGAAGACAAUUUUUAAAAAAAAAAGUGUAAUGGCAAACAGACCAAAACCAACAAGGCCCCCACCAUUGGUACCAAAACCAGGUCAAGUUAAAGUUGUUCAAGCCAUGUUUCGUUAUGAAGCUCAACAGGCUGAUGAGUUAACUUUUGAUGAAGGAGAUUUAUUGUAUAUAAUAGAUAUGACAAAUAGUGAUUGGUGGAAAGCUAAAUGUGGUAAAAAAGUGGGUUUGAUACCAAGUAAUUAUGUGAGUGAAAACACAGAGUCUAUAGAUCAUCCACUGCAUGAGGCAGCUAAAAGAGGAAAUAUGGAUUUUUUAAUGGAGUGUAUUGGAAAUAGGGUAUCUGUUAAUGGUUUAGAUAAAGCAGGUUCAAUACCAUUACAUUGGGCUGCUCAUGGUGGUCAUAUUGAAUGUUUAAAAGCUUUGCUUAAUGUUGCUAAUUGUCAAGUAGAUGUAAAAAAUAAACUAGGUGAUACACCAUUACAUUCUGCAGCAUGGAAGAAUCACAGUGCUGCUGUAGAGAUAUUAUUAAAUGUAGGAGCUAACCCUAAUAUACGUAACAACGAUGACAAAUUACCUAGUGAAUUAGCUAAAGAUCCUGAAACAGCAGCAUUAUUAAGAGAAGCAGCUGGUAAUAGAUCAUUAAGAUAUGAAGAAGGUUAUGUUGAUGAAGAAGAUUCAGAUUAAUAAUUAUUACUGGUAUAUUAUUUUAAUGUCAUUGUAUAUUUGUACAUUUCACCUAACAUUGAAUUUAUAUUCACUGAAAGAGUCACCUAUAGCCUCUUUGACUGUGAUGUUUUUAAAGAAUUGUUGAGAGGUUUUCUAAAUAAUUGAUAUGUAUCGGGGACAAUUUUCAGUCAGAUGUUUGUGGGUCCUGCAAUUUCACUAAAUUUAAGUGUUUGAUGACAUCACUUAUGGCAAAAUAUGCUUUUAUUACGUAAGGGCCUAUGUGACUAGUGAGGUCAUACAACCCUUAGUUUUAUUGGAAUUGAAGGAACCACAGAUGUCUAACUGAAAAUUGGCAUGGUGCAAAUUGAGGAUAUCAUUGUCCCCAAUACACAUAAAAAAAAUUAGAAAACUUUUUUACAAUCCCUUUAAGAAUGAUUUAGGCCUGUUUAAAUUGUCCAUUUUGUCAUCUAUGCAUUGGACUUUAUAUAUUUGUCAAUAGUAAGGACUUUUGUAUAAUAUUGAAUAUUUCAUUCUGUGUAUUGGAGAUCUUAAUGGAAAAUAAUUUAACAUCAAAAGCUUAAAAUCUCUUUCACAGUCAAGUAAAGUUUCUGAUAUAUUCUAAUUUUUAUGAGAUAUUGAUGCAUAUCCUGGAACUAGUGUAAAUUUUAAGACAAACAGUCCACUUAAUCCAUAAGUAGUUUAGGCUAAAAAAAUACAUAUAUUUCUUCUAAAUUUAAAAUUUUUAUUCAAUUACUCUCUUCAAAUUUUAUAAUAUAUAGUUUUAUUUAUUUUAUUAUGAAUGUUUAUAAUUAUUUAUUCAGUAUAUUUGACAGUAUUUGUUAUCUAAUAUAUCAUGUAAAUCUCUAUUUUUUCCUUUUUGUAUUCUAUGUGAGGUGAUACAUUAUGUCAUAAUUUUUUUUAUUGUCAUUGAAUCUUUCAUAAUCUAAGAACGGAUAGAGAACUGCAGCUUGUUUUCAGAAAGCUCAAUCAACUUUGGAUUCAAGAAUCAAAUUAUUCAAGGAAUGGGAUUGGUUUAUAUUGUUCUUUUGAACAAUUAUCAAAUUCUUUGAUCUACAAUAAUGAUGAUUGUUUUGCAAUUAUUUUUUACUGAACACAUUUAAGACAUGUUACCUCCAUUAAUAUGUUCAAGAUUGUCACAUGUGGACAUGAAUUUAAUUUUUUCUGAAAAUAUUUUUUACAGAUAGUUUAUCAUCAUUGUUUCUUUGUGAAAAGAUAUGAGGUAGACCACUUCACAUAUGUAAUUUCUUUUUAAAUUUUAUAAGAUAAUGUCUAAAAUCAGUUUUUUAAUGUAGAACAAACUUUGAAAAUUUAUUAAAGAUAUAAGAAAAUUUAUGCUAAUAAAUCAUUGAAGUGUUGAUUCUAGCUAGCACAUAUAAAUAUGAAUACCUCAACAUUCCUUAUUAUUUGCAUAUUCUUAAAUUUUCUUUAAUUCAUUUAUUCAGCACAACCUAACACCUGCCACCUAUUGUAGGCAAUAUUAAGGCAACUUACCUGUUUCAACCUGUGUUCAAUGUGCCCUCCAUCUUCUUUGACAACUAUAAUGCCUUCCAGUUCAUGUUCAGUAAGUCAACAGCAUCUUGAAGUAUAUCUGGGAGAAUUGUUGAAAGAGGUCAGUUUACAGCUGAGAUACUACCAGUCGUACUUUGGGUCAUUUUUUUUUUAAAUUUAUAUUGGAACACCCGAACAUAUAUAUAAUAUACUAAAAUCUGAUUAAAAUGCAAAACUGAAUGUUUUGUAUUGUGUUUUUUUCUGUUGGGAACUCCACUUGUCAUCCAUGAUCUAACACUGACUUACACUGUAUAACCACUUUAAAAAGCAAUUUUCAAUUCCGACGAUUUUGGAUGCUAAUGAGUCCAAAUACCAAAGGAUGUGGUUUAAAGAAGAAUCUUGUCAAAUUAUGGAUUUUACUCAGAUUGCAUAUACUAUUCAGUGGUCCAGAUCAUCUGUUAUUCAGUUACAUUGUAGUUGAUUUUAUAGAAUAUACUGUAUAUCUCCACAUCACCCUUAUAUUUUAUUCAAGGUAAUAAAGUUUUUGAUUUUU